AUGUCAAAAAAAGGACGUAGCAAGGGCGAAAAGCCUGAGGCACUGAUUGUUGCCCUACAGGCUGCCAAUGAGGAACUCAGGACCAAGCUAACAGACAUUCAAAUCGAGCUGCAUCAGGAGAAAUCUAAGGUUGCUAAACUUGAAAGAGAGAAGACUCAAGAAACUAAGCGUAUCCGUGAGGUGGAGCAGCGCAAGCAGACUGUGCAGAUCACGGAGCUAAAAGCCAAACUUCAUGAGGAGAAAAUGAAGGAGCUGCAGGCUGUGAGGGAGAACCUCAUCAAACAGCAUGAGCAGGAGAUGACGCGGAUGGUGAAAGUCCGAGACAGCGAAAUCCAGCGCCUCAAGUCAGCGCUGUGUGCGCUGCGGGAUGGGAGCAGUGAUAAAGUAAGGACAGCGCUGACUAUUGAGGCUCGUGAAGAGGCCAGAAAACAGUUUGACUCUGAGCGCCUUAAGCUUCUGCAGGAAAUUACUGAACUGAAGUCUGCCAAAAAGCAGGUAGAUGAGGCCCUUAACAAUAUGAUCCAAGCUGAUAAGAUCAAGGCGGGGGAUCUUCGGAGUGAGCAUCAGUCCCACCAGGAAGCAAUUUCCAAGAUCAAAUGGGAGAGUGAAAGGGAUAUUCGCCGCCUGAUGGACGAGAUCAAGGCUAAAGACAGGAUCAUAUUUUCCUUGGAGAAAGAACUGGAGACACAGACAGGCUAUGUGCAGAAGCUGCAGCUGCAGAAGGAAGCUCUGGAUGAACAACUGUUCUUGGUGAAGGAGGCAGAGUGUAACAUGAGCAGUCCCAAGAGAGAAAUCCCUGGAAGGGCCGGAGAUGGUUCAGAGCACUGCAGCAGCCCUGACUUGCGCAGAAACCAGAAGAGGAUAGCAGAGUUGAAUGCCACAAUUCGGAAGCUGGAAGACAGGAACACCUUGCUCGUUGAUGAACGAAAUGAACUGUUGAAGCGUGUCCGAGAAGCUGAGAAACAAUGUAAACCUCUUCUGGAAAAGAACAAGUGCCUCACGAAGAGAAAUGAUGAACUUAUGCAGUCUUUGCAGCGCAUGGAAGACAAACUGAAAGCAGUCGCUAAAGAAAAUAUAGAAAUGAGAGAAAAAAUGACAUCACAUCCUCCUCUAAAGAAAUUAAGAUCUCUCAAUGACCUGGAUCAGGCUAACGAGGAACAAGAAACUGAAUUCUUAAAGCUUCAGGUCAUAGAACAACAGAACAUAAUUGAUGAGUUAACAAGGGACAGGGAGAAACUAAUUCGUCGCAGAAAGCAUAAAAGGAGCUCAAAGCCAAUUAAGAGACAUGUGGUGGAUACAGUUUUUGGGUACGAUGAUGAUUCCAUGGACUCUGAAUCAUCCUCUGUGGCAUCGUAUAGAACAGACAGAACACCAGCAACCCCCGAUGAUGAUCUGGAUGAGAGUUUAGCAGCAGAAGAAUCAGAGCUGCGGUUUCGACAGCUGACAAAGGAGUAUCAGGCCCUGCAGAGAGCAUAUGCACUACUGCAGGAGCAGACAGGAGGUAUCAUAGAUGCUGAAAGAGAAGCCAAGGCUCAGGAGCAGCUCCAAGCUGAAGUCCAGAGAUAUAAAGCCAAAAUAGAAGAUCUGGAGAAAACUUUGGCACAGAAAGGGCAGGACUCGCACUGGGUGGAAGACAAACAGCUAUUCAUUAAGAGGAACCAAGAGCUUUUAGACAAGAUAGAGAAACUGGAAGCAGAAAACAACCGUCUGCAACAGGAGCUGCAGGAUGCCCGAGACCAGAAUGAGCUGCUGGAGUUCCGCAACCUUGAGCUGGAGGUGAUGGAUGAGCUCGUUACAGUAGAGCUGGUAGCAAAUUAA
Molecule: messenger RNA, 1818 nt
Organism: Phaethon lepturus (White-tailed tropicbird)
Lineage: Eukaryota; Metazoa; Chordata; Aves; Phaethontiformes; Phaethontidae
Gene: JAKMIP2
Product: janus kinase and microtubule interacting protein 2
Exons: 12
Coding region: 1-1818 (605 amino acids)
Molecular function (GO): kinase binding; microtubule binding
Source: RefSeq, a predicted model, not a curated record